Molecule: messenger RNA, 1928 nt
Organism: Rhodamnia argentea
Lineage: Eukaryota; Viridiplantae; Streptophyta; Magnoliopsida; Myrtales; Myrtaceae
Product: probable transcription factor KAN4
Exons: 6
Coding region: 454-1821 (455 amino acids)
Biological process (GO): abaxial cell fate specification; regulation of DNA-templated transcription
Cellular component (GO): nucleus
Molecular function (GO): transcription cis-regulatory region binding
Source: RefSeq, a predicted model, not a curated record
UUCCUCCCCCUUUUCCAAUUCUUUCCAAAAUUUUCCCAUCACUUUCUCUCUCUUUCUCGAGAAAAAGUCUCAUUUAGCUCUCUCUCUCUCUCUCUCUCUCUCUCUCUCUCAGCUAUAACCUUUUCAAGCUCAUCAUACCACCAUCUCUUUCCAGUAAUCUGCAACUCUCUCAACCCACCCACAAAAAAGAAAAACAGGCAUCACUGUUCUUAUAUUCCCAAGAUAUAGAGAAACCCCACCAAAAAAAAAAAAAAGACUGGGAAAAAAAACCCAGAUUUUCAAAAUUGAAGGCACAGGACAACUUCCUCUCCUUUUCUACCCCCAGUUUUCAGCUGUGUGGGAGAGCACAAAGUGACCCUUAUCUCGUUUUCUCUACAGAAGACCAGAAGCAAGCAAGAAAAAAGUUCAUAGCUCGUACUCUGAUCUCUGUGUGAACUCUAAGUUGGUGUCCAGAUGGAAGAAGAGAACUACUUUCCUGAUCUUUCCCUCCACAUAAGCCCCCCCAACAGUGCCCCCUCCUCGAUCUGCGGCGGUGGUAACAACGAAGGGGACUCGAACUCGAGCUUCAACAUUUGGCGGAGAGGCGCCGGGGAUGACGAUGAAGACUAUCGCUACGCCCUAAGGUCCCACAGCGACAGUUCCAUCCUCAAGGCCGAUGUCGCUGCGGACACCCGGCUCUCCCUAUCGAAUUACCCCGCCGCUGCCGAGGCCGCGAACAACCCUUUAGAGGCUGAGAGCCCGUGGCGGAGGACCGUCGGCGAUGUGCACAAUGGAGAUCACCGAGGAGAAGAUUAUUUCAACAGGAGGCAUGUGAUUGGCAAUGGAAGUCUCGGCCACAUAAGCAGCGGGAUGUCGCUCCUCGGUGUCUCGGACAAGCUUCGACCGAUCAAGGGCAUUCCCGUGUACAACACCGGCGCUUGUAGCAAUUCCUUCCCGUUUCCUCUGCAGGCAGAUCGCAAUUUCCCCAGAGAUGUGAUGACAACGAGGGACAAUAAUCCGAAGUCAUGUUGCAAUUUGCCCCGGCCAAGCAACAACAUGAUGAACAUGAACAAUAGUUCUAGUAGUCCAAGCAAUUACUUUGAGCCCAUGUACGUGUUGAAUUCCGGCGGCGACGGGGGCGGUUCGAGAUUCAACGGGAUAACGAUGGAUAAUCUGAACCACAAUUUCAAGUCAAGGCAGAUGAUGAUGAUGCAGUACAUACAUCACCACCACCAGUAUGGAUCGCCGGGCGAAUCGAUGGUCUCGAGAUUCAGGUUCGCGCCCAAGUUGCAGAGCAACAAGAGGAACAUGAGGGCUCCGAGGAUGCGUUGGACUAGCUCUCUCCAUGCCCGCUUUGUUCACGCCGUUGGGCUUCUUGGUGGCCAUGAAAGAGCUACACCAAAAUCAGUGUUGGAGCUAAUGGAUGUGAAGGACCUAACACUAGCUCAUGUGAAGAGCCAUUUGCAGAUGUAUAGGACUGUUAAGAACACUGACAAAGGAGCUGCGGUCUCAGAUGGAUCUGGUGAUGAAGACUUCUUGCCCCCCUUAAAAACAUUCCAGCAAAAUGGAAACCACAGAGCUGAUGGUUCUGAUUUGAGUGCUUCCACUGGACAUAACAUGUGGACUAACUGUUCAAGCGAUGGAGAGAGGCCGCAUAGCACCAAUUCUAGAGAUGUUGAUGGGACAACAAGGCCAGAAAUCAUUUCAUCUCAACAUAACUCUGAGGUGGAGUAUAUGGGCCAACAGAGAGAUUGUACGAGAUCAAGCUUGAAUAUGAACGCUCCAAGCUUGGAGUUCAGCCUAGGGAGAUCCGAUUGGCGUGGCAAUGUAUAUGACUCCUAAUUAGACGCAUAAAAAAAUGUUUUUUUAAUGCAUAUAGAUGGGAAAUAGUGUAGAGCACAUUAAUUAAUGAUAUAACUUUUUUGAUUUAACGAAGUCAUUUUUUCCAC